Molecule: messenger RNA, 2685 nt
Organism: Durio zibethinus
Lineage: Eukaryota; Viridiplantae; Streptophyta; Magnoliopsida; Malvales; Malvaceae
Product: protein LONGIFOLIA 1-like
Biological process (GO): regulation of monopolar cell growth
Source: RefSeq, a predicted model, not a curated record
GUUGCGUCCAAUUAACUUGCCACCACAGGCCCACACCACUGCUCUUUUCCUCAACUUCGCCCACCCUUUUAAAGACCAGAAAGGCGGGAGAUGAUGCAGGUAGAGGUUGCAGUCACAACCCCACUCAGACACAGAAAAAAAAAAGAAAAAGACGAGAGCAAUUAGAGAGAAAUAGAAAAGGAAAAACAUGGAGAGAAACAAUGUGAACAUGGAAGUUUAAAGAAAAUAUGAGUUGAGAGAAAGAAGAGGAUUAUUGAGUUAAAACGGAAAUGACGACGGGAACAGUGCAAGAGCAAAAUCUGGAGAAGCGAAUAGGGAAACAAAUGGGAUGCAUGGCUGGUUUCCUUCAGAUAUUUGAUCGUCACCAGAUUCUUACCGGCGAACGCCCUUAUUCCACCAAGCGCCUCUCUCCCAUGCCGGUAAGUGAAACGACAUCGGAGCAAAAGAAGAUUGAGUCACCAGCAAUAUCAGGAGAAUUUGAGCAGCAGCCACACGUUCGAUCAGCACCAUCACCGGACCGUUCAAAGCAAUCUCCGGUUAUAUCGGAGCUCGGGUCUCCUAGCCCGGAACCUUCUACUCCGAUGGGAAGCCUGAACAAGACAUCUCUUCCCCUUCCUAUUUUCAAAGUCAAAGAAGGCAGCGCGAGGUCACCAUGGAAAUUCUCCAAAGAAGCUCCAAGGCUCUCUCUCGAUAGCAGAGCCGUCGUUGAUGCUAAAGGAAGCCUUAAGCCCCGAGAGAUCCGUACGAACGCUGCCAUUUUAUCUUCGAACCAAUGCGAAAGCAACAGCGAAGAAGACGGAGUGGAUGAUAACGACAAACAAAGGCGGUCGCCCAGCGUAAUCGCAAGGCUCAUGGGACUCGAACCGUUACCUUAUUCGGAUCCCGAUCCGAAUAGAAAAGCAGAGCUCCGAAGAUCCGCGUCGGAAGCUAGAGGUAGAGAUCUAUUUCAGUAUAGUUUUAUAGACGGAGUUAAUUUCCAUUUAAAACAGAGCCAGCAACUAAAUUUUCAGAGCGGAGGGGUUUCCAGCAAUGUAGUAAGAGAAAAUGGAGCCAAGCAAGAUCAUGUAAUAAGUAACAAAUCAGAAGGCUUAAGAAAUGCGAGAACUGAAACGGUUAAAGCUCCGGUUCGAGGAAUGGCCCAAAGGAAAUGUUUCUAUGAUUCAGCUGAUUUCUUUCCCGAGCCAAAACAGACUGUUUCCAUCUACAGAGAGAUUGAGAAACGGCUUAAGCUCAGAGGAAUCGACGAGCCGUCGAAAGAUCUCGAGACUCUUAAGCAAAUCCUUGAAGCUUUGCAACUAAAAGGCCUUUUACACACUAAGAAACCUCCAAAUCAAACGAAUAACAGGAAUUUUGUUUAUGAACAUAAACAAUCUCCACUUGUCAUUAUUAAACCGGGAAGAUCACCGGCUUCUGCGCUCAGAAGGAUUGGUAACGAUUCGACUCCUUUGAGUUAUAGAUCAAGACCUGGAGCUCACCGGAAUUUGAAUCUCGAGUCGGUGCCGACGAUGAGUCCGAGACGUGAUCGGAUGGAGAGUGAACAUAAUGUACAAAGCCAAAGCAGAAGUAGGGGUUCGAUUUCUCCGAUAAGGAGUGAGUGUGGCGUGAAGAGUCCUAACAGAAGGCCGUUGAGCGUUGAAACGCAGAGAAGAGGGAGUGGUAAUAUGGAGCAGAGAAGAGUGUCCCCGGUUCAGUCCCCUCGGGUUAAUGUGAGAAGAGCCGGGUUACAUCAGACGACGAAUAGAUCACCCAGAAACAGGAAGUCAACUGCUGAGAUUUAUCAGAAAGAAGAGAAGGUGGUAUUUAUUCCAGCGGAGGAUGAAACAUCCACUGUUUCAGAGAGUAGCAUUAGCACGUGUUCUCAAGCCGAUGCGGAGAGAUCGAAGGUGGAGGAAUACAAGGAAGGGAGGAGCCUCCUGGAAAGGUGUGAUAAGCUGCUUCACAGCAUAGCAGAGAUGACCGCUGCUUCGACUGGGUUGCAGCCGAGUCCGGUUUCGGUACUUGACUCGUCGUUUUACAAGGAGGAGUCGUCUCCUUCCCCUGUUAUGAAACUGAGCAUCGAUUUCAAAGAUCAACUUGUUGAAUCAGAGGAUGAUACGUGGAGUCCUGCAAUCUCAUCUGCUGAUUCAAAUUCUGAAGAUAAAUCAGAUGAUUGUGAUUUUCUCUACAUUUCCGAUAUCCUCAGAGCAUCCAAUUACUUGCCUGAUGACUCUGAUGUCUUUUUGUUGCUUGAGAAGCAACAGUAUCGCAAGGGGAAAAACACAUCCAAAGUCUCCAAACUUCAAAGGAAGCUUAUAUUUGACACCAUCAACGAAAUUCUCAAUCGAAAGAGACAAUUACCACCGUGGAAGCUUAUCUCCUGUACAAGUUCAGCGUCUAGACAGGCAUCAUUGCAACAAAUUUGGUCCGAAUUCCAAAAGAUUCGGGAGAGGGACUCAUCAUCAGAUGACUUGUUUGAGGUCAUUUGUGGUGUGUUAAGAAAGGACCUUGCAGGAGAUGCUAUUAACGGUUGGGGAGAUAGCCCCAUUGGGAUGUCUGAAGCAGUCCUCGAGAUUGAACGUCUAAUAUUUAAAGACCUGAUCGGCGAAACCAUCCGAGAUCUCGCUGCUUUUGCUGGGAAAAGUAGUAAAAUCCCAGCACCUCGGAAGAAGUUGGUGUUCUGAAAGUGAGGAUGAAAAAGAGAGUGGC